GCAGCGGAGCCCGGCCGAGGAGCCCGCGAGGGUGCCGGGGUGACAUAGCCGGAGGCGGCCAGGAGGAGAAGGGGGCGCUGCAGGCCGGAAGGAGCAGCAGGGCGGUGUGCGGGCGAUGGAGCGCGCGGUGGAGCCCUGGGGCCCGGAUCUCCAGGGCGCAGAGGAGAGGGAGCAGCUGAGAGGCGCCCGCACAGGUAUAGGGAGAGAGAAUGUGGAGAUUUCUCAGCCGGAUGAGUUUGAACAUACCCCACAGGAGGAUGACUUGGGGUUCAAGGAAGAGGAAGAUUUGGCCCCAGGUCAUGAAGUAGGAAAUGCCUCUCUCAAACCUGAAGGCAUCCAGACCUGGGAUGACUUGUGGGUCCAGAGAGAGGGACCAGGAAAACCUCAGGCUCGGGACAGAGGUCCCCGGCUCCUGGGAGAGCCACGUUGGGGCCAGGCUAGUGAUCGGGCUGCUGUGUGUGGUGAGUGUGGCAAGAGUUUUCGGCAGAUGUCAGAUCUGGUGAAACACCAGCGGACCCAUACAGGGGAGAAGCCUUACAAGUGUGGGGUCUGUGGCAAGGGCUUUGGGGAUAGCUCUGCCCGUAUAAAACAUCAGCGAACUCAUAGUGGUGAGAAGUCCUACAGAGCCCGACCACCAGCCCAAGGCCCCCCAAAGAUUCCUCGGUCCAGGAUCCCGGCUGGUGAACGCCCCACUAUCUGCGGCGAGUGUGGCAAGAGCUUCCGGCAGAGUUCUGACCUGGUGAAACACCAGCGGACACAUACGGGUGAGAAGCCCUACAAGUGUGGCAUCUGUGGCAAGGGCUUUGGUGAUAGUUCUGCUCGCAUAAAGCACCAGCGGACACACCGGGGGGAGCAGCCUCCCCGGCCCGUGGUGCCCAGACGGCAGCCUUCUCGAGCAGCCACAGCAGCCACCCAGGGACCCAGGGCCCAGGACAAGCCGUAUAUCUGCACCGAUUGUGGCAAAAGAUUUGUGCUCAGCUGCAGCCUUCUGAGCCACCAGCGCAGUCACUUGGGGCCCAAACCCUUUGGCUGUGAUGUGUGUGGAAAGGAGUUUGCCCGGGGCUCAGACCUGGUGAAGCACCUGCGGGUGCACACAGGAGAGAAGCCCUACCUGUGCCCUGAGUGUGGCAAGGGCUUCGCUGACAGCUCUGCCCGGGUCAAACACCUCCGCACCCACAGUGGGGAGAGGCCUCACGCCUGCCCAGAAUGUGAUCGCACCUUCAGCCUCAGUUCCACCCUUCUCCGCCACCGCCUCACUCACAUGGAGCCCCAGGACUUCAGCUUCCCAGGCUACCCCCUGGCGCCCCUGAUCCCCAGCCCACCCCCCAGCUCAAGCCCACCCCCACCUCCCCUUGGCACGAGUCCCCCGCUGACACCUCGAAGCCCUUCACAUUCAGGUGAUGGGCCGUUUGGCCUGCCUGGCUUGGAGCCAGAGCCCGGGGGCCCCCAAGCUGGGGAGCCCCCCCCACCACUGGCAGGGGACAAGCCCCACAAGUGCCCUGAGUGUGGCAAGGGCUUCCGCCGAAGCUCGGACCUAGUGAAACACCAUCGCGUGCACACAGGGGAGAAACCCUACCUCUGUCCCGAGUGCGGCAAGGGUUUUGCUGACAGCUCAGCCCGAGUCAAGCACCUCCGUACCCACCGUGGUGAACGGGCUCGGCCACACCCACCAUCCACUCUCCUGAGGCCACACAACCCCCCUGGCCCGGCCCCCACAGCCCCUCGACCCCGAGCCCGAGCCCAGCCCUCCGGACCCAGCCAGCCCCAUGUGUGUGGCUUCUGUGGGAAAGAAUUCCCCCGGAGCUCAGAUCUGGUCAAACACAGGCGUACACACACUGGGGAGAAGCCAUAUAAGUGCGCAGAGUGUGGCAAAGGUUUUGGGGACAGUUCUGCCCGCAUCAAGCACCAGCGUGGGCACUUGGUUCUGAGGCCCUUUGGGACAGGGGAUGGUCGGGCAAGGCCCCUCAAGGAGGAGCCACCAACAGGACUGGAAUGAUGGGGUCCAGUGAAGAUGGAAGCCCAGGAGACCAAAGGGAGGGUGUCUGCUGCUUAAGCAGAGACUAAAGGGCCGGGGAGGUGGUGGGAGGGAGAAGGAGGGGAAGAAGUGGGAGAAAGGAGUGAAUAGAUAGAAAUAGAGAUUGGAGACAAUGACCUUGAAGCUCAGGAAACUGUCCUGGCUGGGCUCAGUCAGGACCUUGACGGUAUGGUCUAUACCCCCAGCUUCUAGAACACUGCCUCAUAUUCUGAAUAGUGUAGGCACUCCAUACUUAUUGAAUGAAUAAACUGGCCUUAGCCUGAGGGCCCUAAAAAAC
Molecule: messenger RNA, 2312 nt
Organism: Lontra canadensis (Northern American river otter)
Lineage: Eukaryota; Metazoa; Chordata; Mammalia; Carnivora; Mustelidae
Gene: ZNF48
Product: zinc finger protein 48
Exons: 3
Coding region: 116-1996 (626 amino acids)
Biological process (GO): regulation of transcription by RNA polymerase II
Molecular function (GO): RNA polymerase II cis-regulatory region sequence-specific DNA binding; DNA-binding transcription factor activity, RNA polymerase II-specific
Source: RefSeq, a predicted model, not a curated record